This is a messenger RNA of Ylistrum balloti, 2997 nucleotides long. RefSeq names its product multiple epidermal growth factor-like domains protein 11. The transcript is spliced from 25 exons. The coding region runs from base 1 to 2997 and encodes 998 amino acids. Gene Ontology annotation, molecular function: scavenger receptor activity; protein binding. Lineage: Eukaryota; Metazoa; Mollusca; Bivalvia; Pectinida; Pectinidae. The record is from RefSeq and is a predicted model, not a curated record.
AUGGCUGCACAGACUUUAAUCACGUGGUUGAUAUUACUUAUGACGUUAUUAUCAGUGAUGUCAUUAGAAUUAAAUGGGACAAAUGUGUGUCAACGUACAGUGACUGUCACCAAAUCCCGCUUAAAAUACAUACAGAAGCCAUACGAACGCUGCACGCAAACGUGGUGUCCAAAUAUAUUACAGCUGUUUCGUUGUACACGCUGCUACACGUUAUACAAGAGUGAGUUGGUAUAUAAAGAUACUGACUCUGACAAAACGGAACUGUAUUGCUGUGCUGGGUAUGAGGAAAAGGACGGCCGAUGUCUACCCGACUGUCCUAAUGGUUGUCACAACGGGGCAUGUGUGUUUCCUAAUCUUUGUUUCUGCCACCCUGGCUGGAGUGGUGAAUCUUGUUCAUCACACUGUGGAAACGAAACAUGGGGUUUAAAUUGUCAGUACACCUGUAACUGUAAUGGUGUUGGUGAACCAAUCACAGGUGUGUGUCAGUGUAUGACAGGCUGGACAGGUGAGAAAUGCCAGACUCCGUGUACUCAAGGAACGUAUGGUGUACGAUGUCAACAGCUGUGUAAAUGUAAAAAUGGCGCGAAAUGUGAUACAGCCAAUGGCAUGUGUACGUGUAGACCAGGAUUUAAGGGACCACUGUGUGAGACGCGGUGUCGUCAGAGAGAAGAUUGUAAGACUGACUGUAAGUGUCAGAAUAACGGUAAAUGUGACGUUUGGGACGGACAUUGUGUCUGUACACACGGAUGGACGGGGGAUUACUGUACCGUUCCUUGUCCUUUCGGCUAUACAGGCGCUAACUGUUCCGAUGCAUGUACCUGUUAUAAUGGCGGAUUCUGUGAUCGGUUCACAGGUAACUGUUCCUGUGCACCAGGCUUCACAGGACAGAAAUGUGAAAUCGAGUGCAAACCGGGGAUAUUUGGAAGCGGAUGUCAAUCAAAGUGUGAAUGUCAAAAUGGCGGUUCUUGUGAACACGUGACCGGAAAGUGUACCUGCCCGGCUGGUUACCAUGGAGACAAUUGUGAAAAACGAGACUGCCCAGAUGGACUGUACGGUGAACGCUGUGAUGAGAUGUGUAACUGUAGCACAGAGCGCACAAAAAGUGACUGCCAUCCAAUCACAGGCACGUGUAUUUGUAAAUCUGGAUGGAACGGACACACGUGCGACGAGCCAUGUCCUGCGCCUACAUACGGGGAUUCUUGUUCCAUGUCAUGUGACUGUCUCAAUGGCGGUCUGUGCCAUCAUGUGACCGGCAAAUGUCAGUGUGCUCCAGGAUUCAUUGGUAAAAAGUGUGAAAACGAUUGCCCGGAGGGAUAUUAUGGAUUUGGAUGUACUCAGCCGUGCCUGUGUAAGAACGGAGCCACGUGUAUGGCAAGAAACGGUUACUGCCGAUGUGCUCCAGGUUACCAUGGCCUGACCUGUAGCGCCCUCUGCCCAGUAGGAUGGUAUGGACCAGAUUGUGCGUCUAAAUGCGAGUGCAAAAACAAAGCACUUUGUCACCCGAUUGAUGGGAAGUGUACCUGUCUCCCUGGAUACAUGGGGACAUUAUGUGAACAGAAAUGUCCGCCAUGGCAGUUUGGAUUUGGUUGUCGUCAAGACUGUUCAUGUGACGUCAUGAAUGCUAUAUCAUGUGACCACCAGACUGGAAUCUGUAUGUGUAAACCAGGAUAUAGUGGCGUAGACUGUCGAAGCACGUGCCCCGAGGGAAAGUGGGGAGGCUCUUGUUCGAAAACAUGUUUCUGUAAGAACAACGGCACGUGUGAUUCUAGGUCAGGUGACUGCCUGUGUAGAUCCGGUUUCCUUGGUGAUGACUGUGGCAGUAAAUGUCCCGCUGGUUACUAUGGAGACGGGUGCACAACGAAGUGUAGACAAUGCAGUAAAGGAUUAGUGUGUGAUCACAUCACCGGAAGGUGCUUUGCAAAAGAAUGUCCGGCCGGGUUUCAGGGUCCGGAAUGCCGUCAAGUUUGUGAGAAAGGAUAUUUUGGAAAGAGCUGCAAUACCACAUGCCCCCCAUGCAAAAAUGGCGCCCUUUGUGAUUACGUCAGAGGAAACUGUAUUUGUAUGCCCGGAUGGACUGGAGAUUUGUGUGAUCGACCUUGCAGUCCUGGUUUCUACGGGUACAAAUGUAAGUCGAGAUGUUCCUGUGAGAAUGGAGGAGAGUGCAGACGAACAGACGGAUCGUGUCAUUGUUUUCCUGGUUACACGGGCUUUACAUGCUCUCAGAGUUGUAGCGAGGGAUACUACGGCCAAGACUGUCAAACGUUAUGUAGCUGUGACAAAAAGGAUACCUGCCAUCCCGUUCAUGGAUGUAUUGCACCCGCGGCUGUAAAUACAAGAGUAGCUCCGCCGGAUGAAUCAAGCGUCAAUGGGACCGUUGUUGCUAUGUCAGUAGUCGCUGUCAUCUUAAUCAUCGUUGUGAUUUUACUGGUGUUGUACUUCCGAAAAAGAGUCAAGCGCCUCCAGGAAACCAAAAGUGACACACUUCAGUUUUAUUCAGCAAGGAAUCAAGGAAAUGGAAUAGCCGGUAUCAUCAACCCAGUAUAUGCAGCAAAUGGUGGUACCAACUCUCACAACGAAAACCUGAACAACAGACGCCGGGAACAGGAUAAUCAGAUGCAGCCCUCGGGUCCAGGACCUUGUAGUGCUGCUGCUUCCUGUUCCUCGCAUUUCCCAGAUGACGAUGAGGGCAGGUACACAGACUUUAAGGCACUAGAGGCACACACGUACAAGAACGCCUCAUUAGGGGCCAGCAAUACGUACGAAAAUGACGUCAAAACACAUUCCAAAGACAUGAUGUAUAAAAAUAAAAUUCAAGUUGACUUGGUUAACAAUCUUGAUAAAACUGAAGAGGCAGCCCCACCCCGAGAUUACGAUAACGUUUCACUGGACUCGAUAGAAAUGGAGAAAGCCCGGAACAAGAACUGGCCUCUAUAUUGCAUUGGCAUAUAUAGUUCAGGGAUGGGGAUCUCAACUUUUUCAAAGAUAUUAGUACCAUGA